Molecule: messenger RNA, 2099 nt
Organism: Cuscuta epithymum
Lineage: Eukaryota; Viridiplantae; Streptophyta; Magnoliopsida; Solanales; Convolvulaceae
Source: the annotation of a GenBank genome assembly
GUAUAUAUAUUGAAGGGACAGAGAGUAGAUUGCAAAUGAGCAGUGUGUACAAGACUACAAGAUCUUCUCUACCACUGCUUGUCCUUCCUCUUACUUUUGAAACUAAGAUACAAGCAAUAGUACAGUGAUAAUUUCAAAAUGUCUAGAGCUCUGUUCUUCCUGGCACUGUUCUUACUGCUCUCACCCCAAGCAAGCAGAGCAGAAGUGGGGAGUGAGCUUAGCUCAUUUUCUGCAUUCAACAGCUCCACAAGCUCUUUGGCUGCAAGAAAAAAGUGCAAUUUCUUCAUAGGAUCAUGGGUUAAAGAUGCAUCUUACCCUCUUUAUGAUUCCUCAAAGUGCCCCUUCAUAGAAGAUGAGUUCAAUUGCCAGAAGUACAAAAGGCCUGACACAGAUUAUCUCAGAUACAGAUGGCAGCCCUCUUCCUGUUCUCUCAAAAGCUUCGAUGGGCCAACGUUUUUGAAAAAGUACAGGGGGAAGAAGAUUAUGUUUGUUGGUGACUCACUGAGUUUGAACAUGUGGGAGUCUUUGGGUUGCCUGUUAUUUUCACAGGAGCCGCACGCCAACACCAAAUUGACCUUAAAAAACGGGAUAAGAAACCUUACGUUUUCGGACUACAAUGUGCAAUUGCUGCUGUAUCGAACGCCAUUCCUAGUGGACAUGGUUGAUACGUCCAAUGGGCCGGUUCUUCUACUGGAUUCCAUCCGAAACGGCAGUAGAGUAUGGAGACGAAUGGACAUCCUCAUUUUCAAUUCUUGGCAUUGGUGGACCCAUACUGAUUCCUCCCAGCCAUGGAAGUUGUUGCAAUUGGAUGGAAAAUUGUACAAAGACAUGAACCGAUUGGUUGCAUUCUACCACGGAAUGACAACUUGGGCUAGAUGGAUUAAUCGCCGCAUUAACCCAUCUAAAACUCAGGUCUUCUUCCAAGGAAUGUCCCCAUCCCAUUACGAAGGCAAGGAAUGGGGGGAGCCAUUGAAGUCAUGCAAAGGGGAGACAGAACCAAUCUUUGCGGCUACUGCUCAGCCGUCAGAUCUCACGGCGGAAGCGGUGGCGGUGUUGAAAAAAGUAUUUAGAAGAUUAAAGAAACCAGUUUACCUUCUGGACAUUACUGGUCUCUCCCAAUACAGAAAGGAUGCACAUCCCAUUACUUACAGUGACCACAACACCGUGGAUUGCAGCCAUUGGUGCCUCCCUGGCUUGCCUGAUACUUGGAACCUUCUCUUCUACAAUGCUCUCUUCAAUUAAUUCUAGCUUGCUCCCACCGUUUCAUAUUAGUGUCCCAAAUUUCUCUUUUCAGAUUUUUCCACAAUAUUGUUUUUAGUUCCUUUUUAAAAAUGUUCCACUUAUUUUUCACUCCUCCAUAACUCGGUCACUGUCAUUAUACUUUGUCAAAAAAAAAGUCACCAUCAUUAUUCAUUCAUUACUGUCCAGGCGAGUAUGUACAUACACAUUUAUGAAACGGUGGGAAUAUUAUUUAUGAAGAAAUUGUACUAAAUAGAAUAAGAAUAAUGUGAAAUUUCAAAAUGAAUUGUUUUUCUAGGAUGAGUAGUUUGUCAUACUCAUUUCCCGUAUAACCAAAAUAUGGCGGUAAAUCUCAAAAUGGUAAUAAGAUAUCCCUAUUCAAGGAAGUAGUGUGGUCACUCAUGUUUUGAAAUUUCAUAUUAUUUUUAUUUCUAUUUUGAUCAAUUUCCAUAUUUAUAUCACCGAGAGCCGAUAUGGUAUGUAGAAAUAUGAUUGGGUGGUGAAUUAUGAGAAUGCUACGGUCUACACAUGUAGAGAGUUGCAACAAAUCCCAAAUUGUUUUUAGACAAGACAUGUUGCAUUAUUGAUUCUCGAAGUAAUUACAUUUAUAUAUUCACAUUGCCUAUUGUAAAACUGUUUUGUGCACAGGGUUUUAACUUUGCUAAUGUAGUCCGGAGUACCAGUUAUUUGUCAUACAAUUUGUGUUAUUUGUUUAGCGAAUUUGCUAUUUGUACUUAUAUUGAAAUACAAUCAUGUUCUUUGUAAUUGUACUUGUCACAAUAUUUCCUCCCCAAUUAUAUUUAGAUUUUAUGUAUCAAAAAGGGAUCCGGAUUCUGCAUUGGCAAACAUGCAGUGAAGUA